CUCGCAGGGCACAAGGAAGAGACCAGCGAGGCAGGUAAAAUGUGGCCAGACAGGUCUGAUGGGAAUGCAGAGAGACAGAGAGAGCCAGAGAGAGAGGCUUGUUGGUUGCUGAGUGACUGACAAACCUUUCAGCCAGGUGUGUUAAGGAGCAGUAAGGCGUAAUUAAACAAUGACAUAGUUGUAUUUGAGUGUGGAACAGGUUUGCACCUGGUCAUUCUCUGACAGAGAGAGGAACCUCGGACCCUGUGGAAUCCCACCACCUCCACCACUUGACAGAGUGGAAUUUCCCUCCUCUUCCCUGGCUGGGGCCGGGGGCAGAUGGUCGCUCUGAGAGUUUGAGCAGAACUCAGGAAGGAGAGUGAGAGGAAGGGUGGGAGGGGGACAGACAGAGAGGGAGAGGAAGAGAGCCGAGGAGUGGACAGAAGAGUAGACAUGCUUCGCUACAGUUCAGGACGAACUGUUUCCACCACCACAACAGAGGACUCUCCAGAGUCUUCAAGUGAGAGGAGUAUCAGACGCCUCAGGUUAACUCUCCAUGCAGGAGAUGAUGGAAACAAGGAGCCCAAAACUGCAAACACAGAUGAAAAAGAAAAAGAUGCGAAAAAGAUGUGGAAGAAGAAAAAUGGGCUGAUCCAAAGAGAGAGGCCAGCUGGCAGGGAGUCACCUCAGCAGCACCUCAGAGACAUGACCAAUGGGGUGCCAGAGACCUUGCUGCAGCAUCAUGGGCCCAAAGUGUACGGAGUAGUGCGGAGGACAGGCUCGGACAGACAGCAGGAAGUGAUGGCGCGAGAGUGGACGGUCAAUCACCUUCAUGAUGAGAUGAAGUACAUCAGGGAGGUGAGAGAUUCUCUGGAGAAGGUGAGAGAGCGUAUGUAUGGGCAAUUUGGAGGAAUGCAGCAAUCAAUGCAGAAGCUUUCACAGGAAAUCAGGGCUGCCAAUUCACAUCGGAGGAGCCUGGAGUCAGAGGUGAAGGUCCGAACAGCAGCCAUGGAGAGCUUUGAUCAGAUGAACAGCUCCCUUAUAUCUGCUAACAUUGGCCUUCAGAAAUCCGUUCUAGAGAACUGUCAGAACAGAGUGGACAUGAGGGAGGAGGUGAAGAGUUUGCGCAGUACCUGUGAGAAAACACAAGAGAAACUCAGAGAUAAGGAGAGGGAGCUGGCUGCUGCCCAGGCUGAAAACCAGACUUUGAGACUCCAGGUGGAGUCUUCACAGGAGGCCCACAGUCAGGCGCUGCAGGAACUCUCAGCAACACUUCAGAGGGAGUAUGAAGAAAAGCUGCUGGAGGAGCAACUGAAACACAGGGAGGAGAUUGAAAACCUACAGGCUCAACUUGAUGAGUACAUCAGGCGGCUGGAGGAAGCAGAGAGGAAUAUGAGGAGUGCAGAGACCAAGAUAUCCGAGAGGGAUCAGAGGAUCAGUGAACUUGAGCGUCUACUAGACUGUAUGGGAAAAGAAAAGACUCAACUUCAAAGGAAACUGCAAGAAUGUGAACAGCAUCUACGCUUGAUGGAGUUGGAAGACAGAACUGAUUCAACUGUAGCCCAAAGGUCCAAAGUGCUGCAAAGUGAAGCUGUGGAUCUCCGCGAGAGAAUCAAACAUUUGAACGACAUGGUGUUCUGCCAGCAGAGGAAAGUCAAAGGAAUGAUCGAGGAGGUUGAAACACUUCGAGCUCAAGUUGCUCAGAAAGAUAUGUUCAUCUCAGAGCUUCUGGACAGAAUUGCAAUAGUGGAGUGUGAGAAUAAUGAAUUAGAAGACAAGCUGAAGUAUUUUAUGUCUACACAGACUAAUAGGCCACGAGAGGUUUUGGAAACCAGGGAGAUAGGAGUGGGCUGCGAUCUGCUCCACAGAGGUGAAGCAAAAAGGCAUGAUGUUGAAACUCCUGUUCAGUGUGAAUCAUCUCAUCUCCGUCUCAUACAACAUCCACCACCUGUUCAACAUCCGUCUCCUGUACAACCUUUGUGCCCUGUACAACCUUCAUCACCCAUGCAACCUUCAUCACCCAUACAACCUCCAUGCCCAUUACAAUCUUCCUUCUCUACACAACCUCCAUCUCCCAUGCAACUUUCACCCCCCACAUCUCCCAUUCAACAUCCAUCUUUCUAUCGAACAACGCUGACACCAUCAAGGACUUUCAUAUCUAACAACCCUCCGCCCAGCAGGCUGGAAUCCAGUUUACUUCGAUACACUCCUGUUGAGUACAGCCGCUUCCUGCAGUCCCACCCGUCAGUACCCAGUGGAUCCUUCCCCUACAUCCGUCCAUCUGAAUCUGAACCUCCUGUGAGCAGCAGAGACGAGGCUAACGCUGAAACAAACUUGGACAUAAGCUCAAGUCCAGAAGAAUCCACUUCGCCACCGUCCAAUUCUCGAGCAAGAUCAAGACCAUCUCAAGUUUAUACACCGUUCAUGAAACUGAUGGAAGUAACAGCAAAGAUAAAUAUAGAAGGGCAGCAACACAUCUUCACUGAAGAGCUGCACUAUAUUGUCCUGAGCACUUUGGGGCGCUACAGCUGCACUGCCCGUCUAACAGUGAUGUCUUCGUCGUGGACAGAGCGCCAGGGACAGGUGGGAGACCUGAGACACCAGAGCCGAGAAGAGCUCCAAGAACUGCUGCUCCGACAGGACAAGAUCCUCUCCAACAAAAGAUUAUUACAGACUCUUCCUGACAAAGGGAAAAAGAUACGAGAAUUUGCAGAGAGGGUGCGCCUUGCCAUUGAACAUCACGAUGAAGAAGAGAAGAAACAACAUUUGGUGUCUGAUGCCAGGACAGAGCUACAGUCCAAGUACCAGCAGGCUUUCACUAUGCAACAACGUGCUGUCCAGAAUACUCCAGGCAGCACGGUACAGGAGAAGGAGACAUCACCUGUCUCAACUCAAGUGCAGAAAAACCACACUUUGGACCAGCAACAAGAGCAGUUUGUCUCCAGAGCAGCUGCUGUUGAAACCAUGGAGACGGUUGCUGCUGGGGCCUCUCUGAACUCGGAUGGGACAAUACAGGGUGACCUUGUGGAGGCCUUAGAAAGGGUCACACUGUCUGAAACUGCUAGGACUGGUGAGACCACAGACCCGUUAAAGAGUACAGCAAGAGACAGUGACACUCUCAGAAAGCAGGUGUCAAAAAAACCUCACUAUGUCACCGUCCUGGAAAAAUCAGAGAAGAUUUCAGCCUCUGGGAAGCAAAAAUUCAAACUAAAUGUGCUGCCCCACAGAAGUGACAACUCUCCUUCAGGAUCCUCGUCACCCAGCCAGUCUUCUGCGGGCUCAUCACCGCUUUCCGCACAGGCCAGGUUGGAGCGGGACAAAAAACAUCUGGAUGACAUCACUGCUGCAAGACUCCCUCCUCUCCACCAUAGCCCAGCUCAGCUUCUGUCUCUGCAAGAGUCGGCCAUCCUCCUAAAAGAGCAGACAAAGAAACAGCAGGAGUUGCAGGCCAAGCUGGCAGCCCAGAAUCUGUCUGAGGGAUUGAAGAUCUCUGUGGGAAGCUACACUCCUGACGGUGGCCCCAUGGCUGCCUACAGAGAGGUUCACGAUGAAGGAGCCCAGCUCUCCUCAGAGGAAGACUGAUCCUGGAAGGCCAGAGCUGGGGAAACCAGUGUGACCUUGGCCUCUUGGUUAAGCAGGCUUUGGACCUCAUGAUCAGGGCCCAUCAAACAGGAUUUUCACUCCAAGGACAGGAUUUCUUAAGAGUGGAAAAGGGUCUUUGCCUGGUGUGAAGGCGUAGUUGGAAUCCCAGACUCAGCUCAGGGAAUUGAAUGGCAGGUUGAAAAACUAGCUUUCUUAAUUGUCAGUCAGUUUGUUUCAGGUUCAGUUGUUUCUUGCAUGUUUGCUACCUGCAGUUGAGUUAACACUCUUGGAUGCUAAAUUUUAAAUUAGCAUCAUGAAGGAAAUGCUCCUUAUCCUAUACUGAAACUGAUGAUAUUGCAGCUUUCUUGGCCUGAGAGUAUUGUAUGUUGAAAUUCUUAUUUCAGUGUGUUAAUAAUAAAAUGCACUUAAAACUCAUCAGCCGGUGGGUUAGACUGUUUUGGCACAAUGGCGACUGUUCACAGCUUUGUCUAAAGAAUAGACAUGAACCAGCAGACAUCUAAAUAUUACAUGAUGUACAACAGAACUGAAUAAAUGCAUCUGAUUUCUCAAA
Scomber japonicus (chub mackerel) is the source of this 4132-nucleotide messenger RNA. It is a transcript of the gene polr2m, whose product is annotated as RNA polymerase II subunit M. Gene Ontology annotation, molecular function: transcription elongation factor activity. NCBI's taxonomy places the organism in Eukaryota, Metazoa, Chordata, Actinopteri, Scombriformes, Scombridae. The record is from RefSeq and is a predicted model, not a curated record. The coding region runs from base 433 to 3561 and encodes 1042 amino acids. Gene Ontology annotation, cellular component: nucleus; intracellular anatomical structure. The transcript has 19 exons. Gene Ontology annotation, biological process: intracellular signal transduction; transcription elongation by RNA polymerase II.